This is a messenger RNA of Eriocheir sinensis (Chinese mitten crab), 3808 nucleotides long. RefSeq names its product mucin-1-like. NCBI's taxonomy places the organism in Eukaryota, Metazoa, Arthropoda, Malacostraca, Decapoda, Varunidae. The transcript is spliced from 4 exons. The record is from RefSeq and is a predicted model, not a curated record. The coding region runs from base 769 to 2757 and encodes 662 amino acids.
AAAAGCAAAGUGUGUGAAUAAGCAGAAGAGAGGAAGACCUAUACGAAGCGAUACAAAGUGAAUCAUAACAUUGCACGUGAAGACCACCGUAUGUAUUCCCCUACCAGCAAAAAAGGUCACUAUCGCAGGAGUGUUUGUUUUACUGCUGGUGGUGCUGGGCUUGGUGGGCGGGGCUUAUAUGCCAGGGGGAUGCAAGCAGGGCAACACUCUUAUCACCAAACGUUCGGGGCUCUUGUUACAAACGUUUCAAAGGUCAGAGAGGAGAGACGUCGGGAUGCCAUGAGUGUUGUUUCCGUUCACGACGCAGCCUCCAAAAACUACCUUAGUCAGGCUCAAGAAACCACCAAUGGAAACCCCGACAUCUUCUGCCUUUUGAAAUAUAGAUGGACUAAGGCUUCCAAGAGUUUGAUAAUAAGGACCAAAGGAUCGUCGAGUGCCUGUUCUUGUAGUGUUUGGAAGCGCUGACGAUCGAGGCUGCUCAUUACGUCAUCGUCUUAACUCUUGUUAUUUAUGUAGCCUACGAGGAUUUCCGCCGCGGGAUGUGGUGUGAUAUAUUAGUAAUGUCUUCAGGAGUGGUCGUAGCCUAUAGUUACAGCAGUAGUAGCAACAGUGGUGUGUGUGUGUGUGUGUGUGUGUGUAUAAACCUAAGCAACAUCGUCAUAGGAAAUCCUGGAGUCAUGUUACUAUCUGAAAUCAUCAUAUCUAUAACACACCACACACACACACACACACACAGUCACACACACACAGUCUAGCCUCCCCGGAGCCAUGAAGAACACCAAGAACACCUCGCUCACCGUCUUCCCGCUGCCGCUGCUGUCACGGGCCCCGCCAAUGGUCCUCCUGCUGCUGCUGCUGCUGUUUGGCCCCGGAGGCUCCCCCUGCCACGCCCUGGACUGGGAAUGCCGCGCCAAUAUCACCGUCACGGCUCAAGAUACAGCCGGGGUCAACAUUACCACUGUACGAGACGGAGGCCCAGAAAGCAUAUUGACGACGUUGUCCGUGCAGCCCCGGCCAGGCUUCCAGGGCGUCAGUCUCGUGGGGAAGGUUUCUGAUGGUGAUGCUGAUGAGGUGGUCGUUGCCUGGUUCUCGCUGUAUAACACUUGUCUUCAAGGCUACAACAGCUGGUGGCAGUUGAAUGCAGUGGUGUAUAAGUCCAAUUACCGAGACGGCGUUGCCCUUGAUGAACUUGUAUUUGGCGUGCAGGUUGGCCGUUGUUACAGUGUGUGUCUUCGCGGCCCCUUCCACAAUGUUUUGAGCCUCCAGGUUAGGGCUCACGGCGCCUCACGCUGGAGCCUCACGGACUGUACCAACAAAAUCCCUGUUAAUAAUGACAUACGGCCAUCACUGGUGCCCUGCUCGAACCCUCCACCCACACCAGGCGUGCCUCCUCACGCCCCCAGCCCCACAACCCCUGCCACUGAAGCACCCACACCAGCCAAGUCUCCUCACGCCCCCAGCCCCACAACCCCUGCCGCUGAAGCACCCACACCAGCCAAAUCUCCUCACGCCCCCAGCCCCACAACCCCUGCCACUGAAACACCUCCCCCCUAUGUAUUGCACUGGGUGGGGGUGGGGGUGGGGGUGGCCAUGCUGGUGGUGGUGAUCUUGGUGGUGGUGGUGGUGGUUGUGCGACGGCGGGGACAGCAGAUGAAGCCAGAAGACGCAGACCAGCAGCGAACUAGUCCAGCGGCGCCCGGCGUGACGGAGGAGGUGGUGAACAACCUUUACGAGCCCUUUGACCGUCCUGCACCGUCCUGCGUGAGGGAGGAGGUGGUCAACAGCCUGUACGAGCCCUUUGACCGCCCUGCACCGUCCUGCGUGAGGGAGGAGGUGGUCAACAGCCUGUACGAGCCCUUUGACCGCCCUGCACCGUCCUGCGUGAGGGAGGAGGUGGUCAACAGCCUGUACGAGCCCUUUGACCGUCCUGCACCGUCCUGCGUGAGGGAGGAGGUGGUGAACAGCCUGUACGAGCCCUUUGACCGCCCUGCACCGUCCUGCGUGAGGGAGGAGGUGGUGAACAGCCUGUACGAGCCCUUUGACCGCCCUGCACCGUCCUGCGUGAGGGAGGAGGUGGUGAACAGCCUGUACGAGCCCUUUGACCGCCCUGCACCGUCCUGCGUGAGGGAGGAGGUGGUCAACAGCCUGUACGAGCCCUUUGACCGCCCUGCACCGUCCUGCGUGAGGGAGGAGGUGGUCAACAGCCUGUACGAGCCCUUUGACCGUCCUGCACCGUCCUGCGUGAGGGAGGAGGUGGUCAACAGCCUGUACGAGCCCUUUGACCGUCCUGCACCGUCCUGCGUGAGGGAGGAGGUGGUGAACAGCCUGUACGAGCCCUUUGACCGUCCUGCACCGUCCUGCGUGAGGGAGGAGGUGGUCAACAGCCUGUACGAGCCCUUUGACCGUCCUGCACCGUCCUGCGUGAGGGAGGAGGUGGUCAACAGCCUGUACGAGCCCUUUGACCGUCCUGCACCGUCCUGCGUGAGGGAGGAGGUGGUCAACAGCCUGUACGAGCCCUUUGACCGUCCUGCACCGUCCUGCGUGAGGGAGGAGGUGGUCAACAGCCUGUACGAGCCCUUUGACCGCCCUGCACCGUCCUGCGUGAGGAAGGAGGUGGUCAACAGCCUGUACGAGCCCUUUGACCGCCCUGCACCGUCCUGCGUGAGGGAGGAGGUGGUCAACAGCCUGUACGAGCCCUUUGACAGCCUGCGCCAGCCGCCCCCAGCCGUCACCGUCCCCACACACCUCCAGAAGUGAUGAUGACGGUGGUGAAGGUGGUAGAGGUGGUGGUGGUGAUGAUGGUAGUGGUAGUGUUAAUAGUGGUAGAGGUGGUGGUGAUGGUAGUAGGCAUUCACAUUCUGUUCACUCUAGCCCUGUACAUAAGCCCCGCCCACUCGAGCCCAACACCCACCAAUGAGCUGCAACCUUUCCCAGCAUUCACCAAUCACAUGCAGCCACAGCGAGAAAGGGGGCGUGGCUUGCUUGUGGAUCAGCCAAUGGUAUACACUUGACAGGAAAGGGGGAGGGGCUUAUUUGCCUAGUUAGAAUGAACAGAUGACAGUGGUGGUGGUGGUGGUGGUGGGGAUGGUGGCAAUGAUGAUGAUAGAAAGUGUUGUUGGUAGGAUAGUAAGUAAGAUUAGGGCCAUACUCUAUAGCUACUCGUGGCCUCAGUGCUCAUAUCCGUAUCAUUAUUGUACUCUUCAAGUCUGCAUUGAGUUAUAUGGAAGUCCAAAUGCUUUAGCUAUAAGAGAACCAAACUUGAUUGAUAAUGUGAUUUCCGCUUGACAAAAGUAAACAAAAAAAUAAAAAUAAAUAAAAUAACAUAAACAGACAUGUAACUGGAUUUUGUGGGAAGCUUUGUUCAGUGGGGGAAAAUAAAUUAAUGUUAAGAAAUGUAUUCAUUCUGACCUGAUUUGGUCUUAACUAUGAAUGUGAUUUAUAUUAUAGUUCUUUAAAAAGUUAUGAUGAUGAUGAUGGUAAUGAUAGUGAUAAUGAUAAGAAGAAUAUAAAGGAAGAAAAGAAGAAGAAAUAGAAUAAGAAAAAAUAAUUAGAAGAAGAAGAAGAAGAAGAAGAAGAAGAAGAAGAAAAGAAGGCGAAGGAGAAGAAGAAGAAUUAGAAGAAGGAAAACAAGAACAAGUACAAAACAAGGAGAAUGGUGAUGCUCUACAUAACGAAACAAAAUUGUAUAAGUAUAAAAAACAAAAAAAUAUAGUUGCCAAUAAUUAACUAAGAAAAGUCGAGAUAUAGCCUAUCACUCUGUAUACAAGGUAAGAAUAAACAAUAAAACAAAGCCUUUCUGUGUAUAUAU